AUGUCAAACUGUGGUGUAGAGGUGGUGUUUCACCAUGGGGGAAAGUUUUGGAAUGAUGGGUCAUUCAAAUACCAUGGAGGGGAAGAUGUAGUUGUUGGUGAACAAAUUGUCGAGGAGGAUGGUGGAGAAGAUGGUAAAGCUGAUGAUGGUGAAGAAGUUGAAGUUGGUGGUGAAGAAGCUGAUGAUGAUAGUGAAGAUGUUGAAGAUGUAGUUGGUGGUGAUGAUGAUAGUGAAGAUGAUUUGGUGGAUGUUUUUGUGAAUGCAGAUGAAGAAGGAAGUGGAAGUAGGAAGUCAAAGUUGCAUGCCCAUGCUAGGGGAUUAUCAGAUAGUGAGUGGGAAUCUGAUGAAUGUGGUAGUAUUGAUGAAAGUGAUGAUGACUCAAGGUAUGAAACACCCCGAUAUGGAGGAGAUUUUGGGGUAUUCUCAGAGCCAAGUAAUAUGAAAAAAUAUAAGUGGGUGGUGGGGACAUACUUCCCUGAAAAAAUUGAUUUCAUUGAUGCAAUUAGGACAUAUGGAAUACAUAAUGGUAGAAAGUUGAAGAUUUCUAAAAAUGACAAGAGAAGAAUAUGUGUUAAAUGUUGUGGAUCACAAGGGAAGUGUCCUUGGUACGCAUAUUGUGCCUAUAGGAGUAUCCAAACUACAUGGCAACUAAGGAAGAUAAUUGAUAAACAUACAUGUAGUAGGGAAUUCAACAUUGGUCUAGUUACCAAGAAAUGGUUAAGUGGAAAAUUAGAGAAGACCAUGAAAGCAAAUCCAGAAAUCAAUCUGAGAAAUUUGCAUAGUAAGUUUUCAAAAAAAUGGAAUAUUGGUGUAUCUAGAUCUACAACAACCAAGGCAAAAGCCAUGGCUACUGCCAACAUGGAAGGUUGUUUCAAACUGCAGUAUGAAAGACUAUAUGAUUAUGCACAUGAAUUACUGAGAUCAAACCCUGGAUCAACAGUGAUAGUAAAAGUUGGACGAAAUGGGGAUAAUGUUAUAUUCAACAGAAUUUAUGUGUGUUUCAAAGCAUGUAAAGACAGCUUUGUCUGUUGUCGCCUUAUCAUACAUUUGGAUGGUUGUUUCUUAAAAAGCAAGUAUGGAGGUGAGCUUUUAACUGCUGUUGCAAGAGAUGGUAAUGAUCAGAUGUGUCCAUUGGCCUAUGUUGUUGUUGAAGUAGAAAAUAAGGAGACAUGGACUUGGUUUUUAGGAUUGUUAAUUGAUGAUCUUGGAGGAGAAGGAUUCUGUUCAAGGUGCACAUUUAUGUCAGAUCAACAGAAAGGACUUAUGCAAGCUUUCCAGCAAUUGCUUCCUGGUGUGGACCAACGUUUCUGUGUAAGGCACUUGUAUUCCAAUUUUCGAAAGAAAUUUCCUGGCAUAAUUCUGAGACAAUUAUUGUGGAAAGCAGCAGCAACUUCACACCCCCAAGCAUGGGAAACAGUCAUGAGACAAAUCAAGGAUGUCAAUGAAGACGCCUAUAAACACUUGAUGAGUAUUGCACCAAGGUUUUGGUCUAGGUCAAGGUUUUCAGGAAGACCUUCAUGUGACACAGUUGUGAAUAACAUCUCUGAAGCUUUUAACAACGUCAUUGUAGAUGCAAGGGGGAAACCUAUUAUAUCAAUGUUGGAAGACAUUUGCAGCUACCUAAUGAAGAGGUGGGCAUCCAACAGACAGAAGAUAACUAAGUAUGAAGGUUCUAUUUGCCCCAAAAUUCAAAAGAGACUUCAUAAGGAGCUACAGAAGACACAAUAUUGGAUACCUAAUUGGUCAGGGCUCCAAGUAUUUGAGAUCCAGCAUACCUCCAAUAUUUCAGAAAAGUAUGUGGUUGAUGUAGACAAAAGAGAUUGUAGCUGCAGGAAGUGGCUUCUCACAGGGAUACCUUGCUGCCAUGCACUCACANCUAUGAGGUUNUUAAACCUCACUCCANAAGACUUCAUACCAAAUUGGUUUAGGACCACCACUUAUGAAGAAACUUACAAUCCAAUAAUUUUCCCUGUCAAUGGACCUGACCUAUGGCAAAGAACAGCCUAUCCUGAUAUUUUGCCUCCUCCUAAUAGGGUCUUUCCAAGUAGACCAAGAAAAAAGAGAAGACUCGAGAGUUGGGAGCAAAUGAGGGAUGACACUCAACUUNGACAAGCUGGAAUCCCAAAGAGAUGUGGCAUUUGUAGGCAAUUAGGACAUAGAAGAACUAAUUGCCCUCAAGCAAGUCAACAUCAACACGAUCAACCUACACCAAACCCCACUCAAGGAAGUGAACAACAAGACCAACAACUUGCACAAGAUGCCACUCAAGGAACUCAACAAGAAGACCACCAACCUACACCACCUGCCACUCAAGGAAGUCAAAUUACUCAUGAUNACACUUCAAGACCAGUUUAG
Vigna radiata var. radiata (mung bean) is the source of this 2355-nucleotide messenger RNA. RefSeq lists its product as uncharacterized. The record is from RefSeq and is a predicted model, not a curated record. NCBI's taxonomy places the organism in Eukaryota, Viridiplantae, Streptophyta, Magnoliopsida, Fabales, Fabaceae. Bases 1 to 2355 code for a protein of 784 amino acids. The transcript has 6 exons. Gene Ontology annotation, molecular function: zinc ion binding.